Molecule: messenger RNA, 924 nt
Organism: Erythranthe guttata (spotted monkey flower)
Lineage: Eukaryota; Viridiplantae; Streptophyta; Magnoliopsida; Lamiales; Phrymaceae
Source: RefSeq, a predicted model, not a curated record
UUAGCCCCAAAUUUAUAUAUUCGUGUUAAUUACUCCACUGACCUAAUUUGCAGAUUCUACUGAGUGCGCCUUCUUCUUCUUCUCCGAUUCUUCACCGAACUGCAUUUAUCAUCCUUCGCCAUGUCCGGCGAAUCAGCUUCUGUCAUUCCGAGAAAUCAAGUUGAUUUGGUUGAGUUUGUGGACUGGUCUUCUGUCGAAUGUUUGAAUCAAAGCGGCACCCACUCUCUUCCAAAUGCUCUCAAGCAGGGUUAUCGAGAAGACGAGGGUUUGCACUUGGAGAGUGAUGCGGACGAGCAACUGUUGAUCUACAUUCCUUUCAAUCAAGUUAUUAAACUCCAUUCUAUUGCCAUCAAAGGACCAGAGGAAGAAGGUCCGAAAACUGUGAAGCUUUUUGUUAAUAGGGAGCACAUGGGGUUCAGUAAUGUCAAUGAUUACCCUCCAAGUGAUACAGCCAUCUUUUCUGAGGAUAACCUUACAGGGAAAACUGUCGUUGUAAAGUAUGUCAAGUUUCAAAAUGUCCGCAGCUUGACAAUCUUCAUCGAGGAGAAUCAAUCUGGUUCCGAGACUACAAAAGUCCAAAAGAUUAUACUGUAUGGAACAACAGUGGAAACAACUGAUAUGAAAGGCCUGAAGAAAAUUGAGGAUCACUGACUCUGUAAUAAUUUGCUAUAUUGGGAAACUUUUUUAGUACCCGUCGUAUUCAGGGAUUAGAUAAGUUGAUGAAUUCAACUUUCUCAUGCUGCAAAGCUCUAAUGGAAGAGAAUAUAGAAACUUCCUUUAAGUCGAAAUUUAAAGAUAUUGACCUAUUCCAUGCAAUAUCGGUUUAAGGUGGCAUUUGGCCUAUAUGAAGUUUAUGAGGUCUACUGAUAUGGCUUUUGACCUAAAUAAUCUUUUUAUUUAUGUUGUCCAAUUUAAUUUGCACAC